GAGGAGCGCGGCCCCCGCCGCUGUCCAGCCGCUCCGUGCCUUUCGCGCCCGGCGCAGCCGCUGCUGUCGCCGCCGCCUCUCCGAGUAACUUAGCCACUCGCUCGCCAUGGACACUCCUAGGGUCCUUCUCUGGGCGAUCUUCCUCAUUAGCUUCCUCUGGGAUUUGCCGGGUUUCCAGCAGGCUUCCAUCUCCUCGUCCUCCUCCUCCUCCACCGAAUUGGACUCCACCAAAGACGUGGGGAACCGCAAAGAAGGGAAGAUGCAGCGAACUCCACAAGAGAGUGCCGAGGGCCGGACGCCCCCGGAGCACGGGCUGCGGCAGAAGGACCUCCGGCGGCGGCCGCCCGGACAACAUCAGGGGCAGGAGCCGCCGGGCAGGGGGCUGCGCGUGGUGCCUCACGAGUACAUGCUGUCAAUCUACAAGACUUACUCCAUUGCCGAGAAGCUGGGCAUCAAUGCCAGCUUUUUCCAGUCUUCCAAGUCAGCUAAUACGAUCACUAGCUUUGUAGACAGAGGACUGGACGAUCUCUCGCACACUCCUCUCCGGAGACAGAAGUAUUUGUUUGAUGUGUCCACACUCUCAGACAAAGAAGAGCUGGUGGGCGCAGAGCUAAGGCUUUAUCGCCAGGCGCCCCCAACGCCCUGGGGGCUACCGGCCCGACCGCUGCACUUGCAGCUCUUCCCUUGUUUAUCCCCAUUGCUACUGGACGCCAGGACCCUGGAUCCUCAGGGACCAACCCAGGCCGGCUGGGAAGUCUUCGACGUGUGGCAGGGCCUGCGCCCUCAGCCUUGGAAGCAGCUGUGCCUGGAGUUGCGGGCAGCCUGGGGUGAGCUGGACGCCGGGGAUACGGGGGCGCGCGCGAGGGGUCCCCAGCAGCCACCGCCUCUGGACCUGCGGAGUCUGGGCUUCGGUCGGAGGGUGAGGCCGCCCCAGGAGCGCGCCCUGCUUGUAGUGUUCACCAGAUCGCAGCGCAAGAACCUGUUCACUGAGAUGCAUGAGCAGCUGGGCUCUGCAGAGGCUGCGGGAGCCGAGGGGUCAUGGCCAGCGCCGUCGGGCUCCCCAGACGCCGGGUCUUGGCUGCCCUCGCCCGGCCGCCGGCGGCGACGCACCGCCUUCGCCAGCCGUCACGGCAAGCGACAUGGCAAGAAGUCCAGGCUGCGCUGCAGCAGAAAGCCUCUGCACGUGAAUUUUAAGGAGUUAGGCUGGGACGACUGGAUUAUCGCGCCCCUAGAGUACGAGGCCUAUCACUGCGAGGGCGUGUGCGACUUUCCGCUGCGCUCGCACCUUGAGCCCACUAACCAUGCCAUCAUUCAGACGCUGAUGAACUCCAUGGACCCGGGCUCCACCCCGCCUAGCUGCUGCGUUCCCACCAAACUGACUCCCAUUAGCAUCCUGUACAUCGACGCGGGCAAUAAUGUAGUCUACAAGCAGUAUGAGGACAUGGUGGUGGAGUCCUGCGGCUGUAGGUAGCGGUGCUGUCCCGCCACCUGGGCCAGGGACCAUGGAGGGAGGCCUGACUGCCGAGAAAGGAGCAGGAGCUGGCUUGGAAGAGGCCACAGGUGGGGGACAGCCUGAAAGUAGGAGCACAGUAAGAAGCAGCCCAGCCUUCCCAGAACCUUCCAACCCCCAACCCAGAAGCAGCUAAGGGUUUCACACUUUGCCUUGCCAGCCUGGAAAGACUAGACAAGAAGGAUUCUUUCUUUUAUUAUGGCUUUGGUUCUUUGUUUGUUUUGUUUUGUUUUAUCUCCUUGGUUUUGAUAGGACGUGGAAGGAGGGGAAAUGCUUAUCUGUUCACAAGUGUUCUGUGGAUUGGGGGAGGAGGGAAUAAGAGAAAUAACCUAUUACUUUUGUCCGCAUCUCAGAUUGGUUGUUUCUACCUGUGUAAGAAAGUGAGGCCUUUGGGUCUUUCUAGCCAAGUCUCAGCUGGCGUCCUUGACCUCACAGGAAGUAUUUGACCAAAGGAAUAAGUGAGUCAGGAAGGGUCUUACCCUUAGAGAAGCCCAAGCUGCCUCCUUCUCUGCUCUGUGCAUCCCCACGAAUUUAUCAGUCUGUCCUGGUCUCUCCCAGCGGAGGGAACAGGGAGUUGCCACCGCUGUGGGCUCAGACCUCCAGAUGCCUUUUCUGUUGGUGGUGGGGGGGGGGGGGGCAGAAGGAUUUGGUAUGGAUGGAAUGACAAGAAUUAGUCCGUGUGGAACCCCGUGAAGGAUAAUGAGAAACCACAAGGCCUACCUCUGACCGGGUGACACAGAGGCGCAUUACCCAAGGCUGGGGUAGCCCACCCAAAAGCUCUUGGUCAUGGAUGUUUCUCAGUGGCUUCUUUAAACAGAAUUUGCCAAAAUCCCAGCAUCUCCUUCUAAGGCAAUUUUUUUCCCUCCUUAAAUGGAGAGGGGUGGAAACUCUAUAAUUAAGGUAAGAAGGGAAGAGGAGGAGGAGGAAAAGACCUGAAAGGUGGAAGGGCUACAUCAGGAGGGGAGAUGCGGGCCCCACAAGAGGAUGGAGAUAAAGGGCCAGGCCCCAAGCAUGGAAGGAGGAUGAAAGGGCCAGGAGUCUCUGCCUCUGAAGUUUCUUAAAAUUUAAGUCCCCUCUCCUCUUUCUGACAUUCCUGAGAGAUUACCAGCCAGCAAUAGCCCAGGGCUCCCCCUAGAGAAACAUUUUAGAUCGUAAUUACCAGUUAGGUGCUGUUUUUAAACCUUAGUAAUGAGGAGCUGUGAGUCGAGGGUUACAUUGAGUUUGGGGUGGAAACUGGGGUACAGGGGCACCAGGAAAGAAACCAGAAGGAAGUAAGAGACAGAACACGGGAAAUACCUGUAGUACUCCAAAUCUCCAUCCUUUCCCACAGUCUGUACCAUGAUUAUUUUCAAACAUCGCCUAGACAGAGUCUCUUUGAGAAGUAAGCUUCCUCAUGUUUGUCCAUGGAACGGUUUAAACUGAGGACCCUGAGUGAGUGAUUACAGACUGAUCUGGGUUCCCCCAACUGGUUUGCUCUCUCUCCCCGCUGAAAUCUGUUUCUUGUCUGGUUCAGAGAAGACAAACUGUCAAGGAAACGGUCGGAAUGCUAAUACUGGUAAUAUAAACUGGUAAGGGAGAAAAGACAAGACUUGGCCAGGAGAAAUAACUUAAAUGCACAUUUGCUUUGGAUGCACUGCUGUUCUGUUGAGGCUGUAUAUAUUUGUUUAUUUAAGAUGACUGAAAGUGCAAAGAGAAAACAUGCAAUUCAUCUUAACGUACAAAACGUUAUAUGCACUCAAAUGUUAUAAUUUCUAAUAUUUUUAAAGUUUAUAUUCGAGUUGUACAAAGUUAAGCAUUAAUCAGAUAUUUCAUUCUUUCAUAAUGUUAUCAUUUUCUUAAAUAUUAUUACAAAAUUUUAAGUGUGUCUAAUGGAGAGUUUUUUUUUUGAAACUGUCUACCUCACUAUAAUACAGAUUUUGACAACACUAAAGUUACUGGAGGUCGAUUGAUAUACAAAACAUUUUUACAGUAUACCUUCUUGGACGAUAAGGAAUCUGGUUAAUUCUGUCUUAUUAAACUCAU
Messenger RNA from Mus musculus (house mouse), 3532 nucleotides. It is a transcript of the gene Gdf6, whose product is annotated as growth differentiation factor 6. The transcript has 2 exons. Gene Ontology annotation, biological process: positive regulation of SMAD protein signal transduction; activin receptor signaling pathway; positive regulation of cell differentiation. Gene Ontology annotation, cellular component: extracellular region. The coding region runs from base 107 to 1471 and encodes 454 amino acids. Gene Ontology annotation, molecular function: growth factor activity. Lineage: Eukaryota; Metazoa; Chordata; Mammalia; Rodentia; Muridae. The record is from RefSeq and is marked reviewed.